AUGUUAGAACUGCAGCAGAAAGAAAGAGUUCGAUCUGCAGGAGUCAGUAAUUUUGGUGUAGAUCAUUUAGAAGUAUUGAAGAAUUCUAGAAGGCCAAUGCUAUCUGUUAAUCAAAUUGGAUUACGCCCAUGGUCACAGAAUACCGAUAUAAUUAACUGUUGUCGUAUGAAUGGAAUAGUGUCAAUGGUGUAUUUACUAUUCGCUCGUGCUAGUGUUCUCAAUGAUCCGUAUCUAAGACAGUUAAAUCAAAAAUAUCAAGGAACAUCCGCUCAGAUAUUAUUACGAUAG
This is a messenger RNA of Didymodactylos carnosus, 288 nucleotides long. The record is from the annotation of a GenBank genome assembly. NCBI's taxonomy places the organism in Eukaryota, Metazoa, Rotifera, Eurotatoria, Philodinida, Philodinidae.